AAUAAUAUUAUAAUUAUUCGUUUACAAUCCAUACAGUUAUACUCUAAUACUCACUAUCAAUACGUUCUCUGUGUUUAAAAAUAUAAAUAAAAUAAUAUAAUGUGAUAAAGGUGACUUGCAAGCGAUCGAUACCUACCUUUUGGGUUAUUUCGUGUCGAAACCGUAGGGACGACGACCGCGAGCGACAAAAAAACAACGGCUCUCGACCGUGACUUCAUCGGAUCUUGCGCGGCUGUUGUUGUGUUUACGGAUAUCAAAGGCCGACGACGAACGUCUUCCGCGUCGGAACGUUUCCCGUUUUUCCUUAGUCAUCGUCGCACGUAAAAGGCAUUGAGACUUAUCAAUCUCAUUUAAAAUGAGUUCAGAAAAUGUAUCAAAUAAUGAUCAAGACAACAAUACAUUAUCAAACCAACCUAUUCCUGGAGUUCGUCAAGACACGUUGAAUAAUAUAAAUAAUAUUGCUGCGUCACCUCCAAAGUUUUUAUCAUUACCGGAAAUCAUGGGAGCUGCUGAAAAAUUAGAAAAUAUUGCUCUUGUACAUGAGAUAGCCGUCGAUGAAAAUUUCAAGUUGGAACAGCAAGAACCACCAAAUAACAGUAUCAUGAAACAAGUUAAAGACACAAUGCACAAAGUAUUUUGGGGUAUAUUACGCGAACAAUUAAAUAAUGAUCCUCCUGAAUAUUCUCAAGCUAUGGUUCUUUUAACAGAGAUUCGAAAUACUUUAUCAAGCCUAUUGUUAGAUCAACAUACUAAAUUAAAGGAAGAAAUCAAUCAAGUUUUAGAUUUAGAGUUAAUUCAGAAACAAAUAGAAAAUAACUCUUUGGAUUUCGAGUAUUACACUCAUUUUAUACUGAACUUAAUGUCAAAAAUAUGUGCUCCAGUUAGAGAUGAUUCGAUAAAAGCUCUUACCCUUUUAAAAGAUCCAGUUGAUAUAUUUAAAGGAAUAAUAGAGACUUUGAGUUUGAUGAGACUUGAUAUGGCUAAUUUUACCAUAACUGCACAACGGCGAGCACUGAAUGCUUGUAGUGCUGAUUAUGAACGUGACAAAUUUGCAGAGUAUUUAAAAAUUCAACCAGAUGCUCUAGAUUUAACUGUUGAGUGGUUAAAACGACAUGUAGAUUUUGAAAAGACUACAGAACCAUACCAUGACAUUAUUGCAAGAGCUUAUCUGGAAAUAUUUGAUUGGGAUGAAAAUUUUAUAUUCCCAGAGACUUUGUCUUUAGACAAAAAAAGAUACUUGGAAACAAAUAAAAUGUUAAAUGUCUUGAUACUCUCUGCAUCUGCAUUUAUUGUAACAAUAUCAUCAAUUAGUAAUACUAUUCCUAAUGACUUGGAAUUCAAAAAAGUUUUAAAAAAUCAUAUAAUAUUGAUCCUCAAAGAUAAUGAUUCAAUCAACUCAAACUUGGCUUUGUUACCAAAUGUUGUAGAACAAGCUGUUAAAGAUUCUAAUGAAUACUUGACAUCAAAAGACAGGUCUCCACUUUCACAAGAUGUAGUGAAACAAAUUGAGACUCAAAUUUUGUCAAUUAAAGAACCUAAUCAUAAAAUAAGAUCCUUAGUUGAUAGGCGAAUUAAAGAGUUUAUUGCUGCUGUUAUUAGUUCUAACAAUGCACGUCCUCAACAGUGUCCACUUGGCUUGUCAGCAUUUAAAGAUGAGCUAGCUGCUGUUACAGGCAACUUUUUACGCCUCAUAACCUACAACAGAAAAGUAUUUUCUACAUUUUAUGAUGAUAUUUUAAAAAAUAUUUUUAACCAGUGCAACUAGGUUUGAUUGUUUCAUAAAAU
Molecule: messenger RNA, 1785 nt
Organism: Sipha flava (yellow sugarcane aphid)
Lineage: Eukaryota; Metazoa; Arthropoda; Insecta; Hemiptera; Aphididae
Product: T-complex protein 11-like protein 1
Exons: 11
Coding region: 356-1765 (469 amino acids)
Biological process (GO): signal transduction
Source: RefSeq, a predicted model, not a curated record